Dentiscutata erythropus is the source of this 207-nucleotide messenger RNA. The record is from the annotation of a GenBank genome assembly. NCBI's taxonomy places the organism in Eukaryota, Fungi, Glomeromycota, Glomeromycetes, Diversisporales, Gigasporaceae.
AUGAAACAUUACUUUAAAUCAUCGAGUACACAAAAAAAAGUUCAUAGUAUAAUUAGUAUAUCUCAUCAGUAUGAAAACAACGAUGAAUGGUGGAAAGCUAAACUAAGGAUCGAAAAAAGUGAAGGUGAUGAAAACACUAAAGAAGGCCAGAUCGGGCUUGCCGAAUCUAAAAGUGGUUUAAAAGCUGUUUAUGAUUACAAGGCAUAG